This is a messenger RNA of Clunio marinus, 1016 nucleotides long. Lineage: Eukaryota; Metazoa; Arthropoda; Insecta; Diptera; Chironomidae. The record is from the annotation of a GenBank genome assembly.
GCUUAUGUAAACAAACUUUUAAUUUGAAAACAAAUAUUUUUAAUAUGGCUAAUGAAAAAAAUACUGUAUAUGUUGGAGGUUUAGCUGAUGAAGUCACUGAAAAACUUUUACAAGAUAUUUUCAUUGUUUUUGGUGAUAUUUCUGAAAUCCAGAUGCCCGUUGAUUAUGAGAGUCAAAAGCACCGUGGAUUCGCAUUUGUUGUCUAUGAAACUAGUGAAGAUGCAUUUCAGGCUGUCGACAACAUGAAUGACAGUGAAAUUGCAGGAAGGACUAUAAGAGUAAAUAUAGCAAAACCACAGAGAAUGAAAGAAAAUUCACUAAAACCAGUAUGGGCUGAAGAUGCAUGGUUGCAAAAAUAUGCAGGACAAACGCUUGAAAACGAGAACAGUGAAAACACAAAACCAGAAUCUGAAGCUGUCGUUGAUGUUACAGUCUCAGAAAAACCUGAAGAAAAGAAAGCAAAUCCACAAGUUUACUUUGAUAUCAAGAUUGGAAAUUCAGACGUUGGUCGUAUCGUUAUGAUUCUCAGAGCUGAUGUUGUGCCUAAAACAGCUGAAAAUUUUCGGCAACUUUGUACAAUGGAGCAGGGCUUUGGAUUUAAAGGUUCAUCGUUUCAUAGAAUCAUUCCUGAAUUUAUGUGUCAAGGUGGUGACUUUACAAAAAACAAUGGCACUGGAGGAAAAUCUAUCUAUGGAGCCAAAUUUGCUGAUGAGAAUUUCAAAUUAAAGCACACUGGCUUUGGCACUCUUUCAAUGGCUAACUCAGGAAGUAACACCAAUGGUAGUCAAUUCUUCAUUUGUACAACAAAAACUGAUUGGCUCGACGGAAAACAUGUCGUUUUCGGAAAAGUCAUUGCAGGAGCUGAAGUCGUUAAGAAAAUGGAGAAAUGUGGAGCAAAAAGUGGCACCCCGACACAGAAAGUAACAAUUUACUCAUGUGGUGAAUUAAAAUAAGUUAUCUAGCUCUUACUUAUAAUAUUAUUAAGUUAUGCAAUUAAAAUAAAACUUAAAUUUAAA